Molecule: messenger RNA, 10389 nt
Organism: Diceros bicornis minor
Lineage: Eukaryota; Metazoa; Chordata; Mammalia; Perissodactyla; Rhinocerotidae
Gene: HELZ2
Product: helicase with zinc finger 2
Exons: 20
Coding region: 190-9150 (2986 amino acids)
Molecular function (GO): RNA nuclease activity; RNA binding; metal ion binding
Source: RefSeq, a predicted model, not a curated record
AAGAGAUGGAGGAGGAAGUGCAAUGUCUGUUAUGACCCAGCCUUGGUGGUCCCACUCCAUCAUUUCUGCCGUAUCUGCUGGUUACACAGGGACUGGAUAUAACACCCGAGUCCCCCAGGGAAGAACUUCUCCAGGCUUCUCAUCGUGGGUGAACAGCCCCAGAGGACCAGCUGAGCCCGUGAGUCUCAGAUGCCACUCCGCAGAGCCAGGCCAGCGUCAGAGACAGUGUCCCUGGGGUCUGGCCCAUCGCCCACUAGCCCCAUGGCCACCAAAGAGCCACCGCUGGCCAGGCUGUGCGCCCGGGUGGACUUGUGUUUGGGCUGCUCCCGCUGCACCCAGCGCCUCAAUGAGAGCACCUACCUCCUACGCGGGGUGGAGCAUAGCUGCCCCCGCGAGAUCCUGCUGGCCCGCUUCAAGCGAGCCACCAAGAGCAGGGUCUGGCGCAAGGUGGACCGCCGGCCCAGCUUCCCACGGCCCGCGCGCUAUGCAGUGUGCCGCUACUACAGCCCGGGGCUCGGCUGCCGGCGCCACCACAACCAGUGCACCUUUGCCCGGAGCCCCGAGGAGGCGCUGGUCUGGACCUUCGAGCGAGAGCACAACCUGCACCGUCUGUGGCUGAAGGCCGCGGUGCAGGGUGACGGGGCCCAGAGCGAGCUGCGCGACCCGGCUGAUGCCAUCCGCGCUGAGUUUGGCGGCCAUUUCCAGCUGCUCUGCUCCCACUGCUUCAGACGCUGCCCCCCGCGCCUCUGCCCUGUGGACCCCCAGGGGCGGUGCCCCAAGCAUGGAGCCUGCCCCUCGCUCUUGGCCCAUGUGAGCAGCGAGGGCUGCCACAAGCAGCAGGUCGUGGAGGUGCGGCCGCAGCCGCAGUACGGUCAGCCACUGGCCUACUGCAUGUUCGUGGGGCGCGGCCGGCCAUGCCGGCACGGGGCGUCCCGCUGCCAGUAUGCUCACAGUGCCGUGGAGAUGGCCGUGUGGGAGGCCGAGCAGCUGAGUGGGCUCCAGCGGGCGAACCUGCUCACGCCCCCUGCCCCGACAGGGCACAGACGCACAGCCCCCCAGGGCCAGCCCCCUAGAGACCAGCUGUACUGCCACGUCUGCCUGCUCACCUGCCACUCCCAGGAGGCCUUUGAGAACCACUGCUCAUCCCUGGAGCACGCGCAGAUGGUGGCCUCGGACCAGGCCACACCCUGGGAGCACCGCAGCCCACCCACUGGGCUCUCCACGUUUGAGCUCUGCCCAAGGCCCGAUCUCUGUGAGUAUGGGGUUGUCUGCACCAAGGCGCAUUCAGAGCAGGAGCUGCAGGAGUGGGUGUCACGGGCACGGACCGUGAAGCUGCGGGAGCGGGCGGCCUGGCAGGAGGGGCUGGUGCCCUACCAAGUGCGGCUGCUGGAGGAGUAUCAGAGUAGCAGCAAUGAGAUCCUGGUGCUGGCCGAGACCAUCGAUGGCGUGUCCAUCACUUGCAACCAGCCCCUGCUGCAUCAGGCACAGGAGAAGAAAACUCAGCACAACUGGAUGUUCACCAUCCACUCUGAGGAGCCGCUGCUCCACGUGGCCCUGCUCAAGCAGGAGCCUGGAGCAGACUUCUCGCUGGAGGCCCCCCGCCUCCCCCCAGGCCGACUCUACGCGCAGGGGGAGCGCUUCUGUGUGCCCGGCUCCCCAGCUGAGUUCCACGUGGGGGUGCGAGUGCAGAGCUCCUCCUUUGGCACCUUCGAGCAGUGGGUGGUCUUUGACUUUGGCCACCGGCCGGCACUGCUGCGAAAGCUGGGACUGCAGCUGGGCCAGGCGCACUGCCCGGGGCUCCGAGGGACGCCAGUUCCCGGCCACCCCGUGGAGCUGGAGCGCUGGCACCCUGGCAACCGCCAUGUGGUGCCCAGCGUGGCUCGGACGGCGGAGCAGGCAGCCCUGAUGGCCAGGUACAAGGUGCCCGCCCUGGCCCUGGACUUCAGUCGCAGUGGCCUGGCCUCAGGCCCCAUCUCCUGCACCAACUACCGGCAGAGGAUGCACCAGUUUCUCUAUGAGGAGGAGGCCGCUCAGCAACAGCUGGUGGCCAAGCUGAACCUUCAGGUCCCAGUGUCCCUGAAGACGGCACUGCAGACACCAGCCCUGGGCAUGCUCUUCCCGCCACCAGGAGCCCUCUAUGCCGAGGUCCCCAUCCCCUCUUCCCUUACACCAGACACAGACCAGGGCUUUCUGCUGGGCCGGGCAGUCAGCACGGCCCUUGUGGCCCCCGUGCCCGCGCCUGACCACACAGUGUUCGAGGUGCGGCUGGAGACCCGGGCCAGCUCAGAGCAGGCGCUGUGGCUGCUGCUGCCCGCCCACUGCUGCACGGCCCUGGGGCUGCAGCCUGAGGCCAGCCCGGUCCUGGAGGUGCAGUUCCAGAUCGACCCGCUGACCUUCCGCCUAUGGCACCAGGCAGUGGACGCACUGCCUGAGGAGCGCCUCGUGGUGCCUGACCUGCUGGCCUGCACCCUGCCCCACCCUUGGCCCACCCCACCUGCCCUGCACGGCAACCGCAAGCAGAGGCUGGCCGUGGAGUUCAUCGCAGGCAGCAGCCCUGGAGGCGCACAGCCCAUCGCUCCGCUGCUCAUCUAUGGCCCCUUUGGCACGGGCAAGACCUACACGCUGGCCAUGGCCUCCCUGGAGGUCAUCCGGCAGCCCCACACCAAGGUCCUCAUCUGCACGCACACCAACAGCGCGGCCGACAUCUACAUUGAGGAGCAUUUCCACGGCUACGUCAGCAGUGGCCACCCGGAGGCCGCUCCGCUCCGGGUGAUGUACACGGACCGCCCGCCGAGCCAGACAGAUGCAGCCACGCUGCAGUACUGCUGCCUGACCGAGGACCGCCGGGCCUUCCGCCUGCCGACUUGGGCAGAGCUGGAGCAGCACCGCAUCGUGAUCACCACCACCUCCCAGGCCCGUGAGCUCAGGGUGCCUGCCGGCUUCUUCUCGCACAUCCUCAUUGACGAGGCUGCCCAGAUGCUGGAGUGCGAGGCGCUUACCCCGCUGCGCUACGCCUCGCUUAGCACCCGCGUGGUGCUGGCGGGGGACCACAUGCAGGUCACACCCAGACUCUUCAGUGUGGCCAGGGCCCAGGCAGCCGGGUGCACGCUGCUGCACCGCCUCUUCCAGCACUACCAGCAGCAGACGCACGAGGUCGCCCAGCGGAGCCGCGUCGUCUUCCACGAGAACUACCGCUCCACUGAGGCCAUCAUCAGCUUCGUCUCGCGCCACUUCUACGUGGCCAAGGGCAACCCCAUCCGCGCCAGCGGCAAGGUCCCUCGCCACCCCCGGCACUAUCCGCUCGUGUUCUGCCACGUGGCGGGCAACCCCGAGCGCGACAUGUCGAUGACGUCCUGGCUUAACGUGGCCGAGGUCGCCCAGGUUAUUGAGAAGGUGCAGGAGGUCUAUGACACCUGGCCCCACUGCUGGGGCAGCCGGGAGCAGAAGCACAUCUGCGCCGUGUCCCACGGUGCCCAGGUGAGCGCGCUGAGGCAGGAGCUGAGGAAGAGGGGCCUGGCCCAGGUGUCUGUGGGCAGCUUUGAGAUCCUACCAGGCCGGGAGUUCCGGGUGGUGGUGCUGAGCACCGUGCACAACCACAGCAGCCUGCGGGGCCCCGGGGCGCCCGCCCUGGAGUUCUUCACGGACGCCCGUGUGCUCAACACUGUCAUGACCCGAGCCCAGUCCCAGGUGGUGGCCGUGGGCGACGCCAUGGCCCUCUGCUCCUUCGGGGCCUGCAGCAAGCUCUGGAAGAGCUUCAUCCGCGAGUGUGUGGAGCAUCGCAGCGUCUGCCCCGAGAACCUGUCGCUGGAGCAGAUCAAGCAGGGCGUGGUCCAGAGGCAGCGCUGGCCCCUCCAAGCAGGGAGACCAGUGGCGGUGGGGGCUGCAGACACUGUCCUGGAGCAGGGGGCAGCAGGGGCCCCAGCCACACAGCACACGGCCGUGGCGAAGGUUGAGCCAGGGGCUGUGGCUGAGGGGGGUGCGUCCCGGUCCAGGGCCUCAGCGGCAGAGGACGCGGCCACACAGAAGGCAGAGGCUGGGGACGCAGCAUCAGAGUCUGCAGCUAGGGGGCACCCAGCAGCAAAGGAGGCAGCCGCCGCGCACACGGAGGCAGGGGACACUGCAUCCGCAGGGAACUCGGCGAGGGGGGACGUGGCCUCCGGGGAUGCCACCGCAAGCGGGGAGACCGAGGACCCUGAGGACUCCGAGUCUGACUUCUGGCCUUCCGACGGGGAGCUCAACGCCGAUGACUCCAUCCUGCAGGAGCUCCUGGACGAGAGCCGGAACGUGACGGUGACCGUGCGGGAGGAUGGGCUGCUGGACACCAUCCCCAGUCCCGCGUCCCCACACCAGGCCCGGCAGUACGUGAACCUGCCCCGGGCCACGCUGCGGAAGCUGCUCCGCACGGAGCCUGAGCUGUACCGCCGCUGCGCCUUCACGCUGGAGACCUUUGAUCGGGCGACGGCCGUGCCGCUGGAUGGCGCGGGCCUUGGCCCCAUCCAGGUCAGGGGCCGCCUGCACUGCGGGAUGGCCUUCACCGGGGACGAGGUGCUGGUGAAGGUCCUUGGCGGGGCUGCCGGUGACAGGGGCCCCGCGGGGCGGCUGCAGGGCCGUGUGGUGGGCGUGCUCAAGAGGAGGCGCAGCGAGCUGGUGUUUGUGUGCCGCAUGGACGAGUGGGACCCCCGCAUCAUGACCCCCAUCGACAGCUCUGUGACCAAGAUCUUCGUGGCUGAGCUGAAGGACCCGCUGCAGGUGCCCGUCCACCGCCUUGUGCAGGGCCACGUGCAGCGGGUGGGGUACGAGCGGCUCACGGCCAAAGCCCGGCGCAACCGGCUCUUCCGCGUGCGCAUCGUCCUGUGGCGGGAGCGCUUCUAUUAUCCGCUUGGCAUCGUCCUGGAGGUGCUGCCCGAGGCCGACACCUGGGAGCGGGGCCUCCACGUCCUGGACCUGGAGUUCGGCCUCAGGGAGCCCUUGCCAGACCCGGCCUUGGUCGCCAAGGUGCUGCAGAAAUACCGUGCGGAGCUGGGCCGGGCGCCCGGCUGGCGGGAGGACUGCCGCUGCCUCCUGACCUUCACCGUAGACCCUCGGGGCGCCCGCAGCCUGGAUGACGCCCUCAGCGUCCGGGACCUGGGCCCCCGGUACGAGGUGGCCGUGCACAUCGCCGAUGUGGCCAGCGUUUUGCCCCGGGACGGGGCGCUGGAUGUGGAGGCCCGCAGGCAGGGGACUGCCUUCUACGCCCCUGACCGGGAGCCAGUGCCCAUGCUGCCGGCCCGCCUCUCCCAGGAUGCAUUCAGCCUCCUGCCAGGCCAGGACCGCUUAGCCAUCUCCCUCUUCCUCACCGUGGAGAAGGGCAGCGACCAGCUCCGGAGUCGGCGAUUUGCGCCCUCCGUGAUCCGCUCCGACCGCCAGCUGUCCUACGAGGAGGCUGAGCAGGUCAUCAAGGGGCACCCGGGUGCGGGCCUGGAGCUCCCGGCCCGCCUGGACUCAGUGGAGGCCUGCGUGGCUGCCGCGUGCCACCUCUCCCGGGCAUUGCGCCGACGCCGCCUGCAGGCUGACCGCCACUACGAGCAGCUGGAUGAGGACAGCACGCUGGGCUUCCGUGUGGCCCAUGUCAUGGUCAAGGAGUACAUGAUCCAGUUCAACAGCCUGGCAGCCGACUUCCUGGUGGGCAGCGAGCGCACGCGGACGGUCACACCACUGCGGUGGCAGCCCACGCCCAGCAGCCGCCAGCUUGAAGCCGUGCGCGAGAAGCACAGGGGGCUGGUGCCCCUGUCGCUGCACCUCCGCCACCACCUCCAGGGCCGCGGCCCCUCCGACACGCAGCUGCACGUCCUGACCUCCCUCUGGAGGCAUGUCCAGCUUGCAGCCCACGCCCAGGACUUCGACAGGCUGGUGGACCUCGUCACCACAGACGACAUAUACCCCUCGCUGGCCCCGGCGGGCCUCGACUUGCGCCGGGCCCUGGGCCGCUCUGUCUUUGGCCGCUCCAGCCAGGGCGAACAGCAGUCGGCUGGCCACUACUCGCUGCAGGUGGACUGGUACACGUGGGUGACCUCGCCCAUCCGCAGGUACCUGGAUGUGGUGCUGCAGCGGCAGAUCCUGCUGGCACUGGGCCAGGGGGGCGCCACCUACUCUGCCAGGGACAUCGACGGGCUCUGCCAGGAUUUCAGCCACCAGCACGUGAGCGCCCAGAGGUACCAGCGCCGAGCCCGCAGCCUGCACCUGGCCGCGCGGCUCAAGGCCCAGCCCCAGGACAAGCUGGGCUUCGUGGUGGAUGUGGAGGCAGGCGCCCGCUGCUUCAAGCUGCUCUUCCCCGCCAACCACGAGACCCUGCCUGACCCCUGCCCCAUCUACUACCGCUCCCUGCAGCUGGCUGAGCACCCCCACAACUCGCCGGGCCGGCCAGGCCUGCGGCUUUCGUGGCGGCGCCGCAUCUACCCGGUGCAGGUGAACGGGCCGUGCCCCCCACUGCCUGGCGCCCUGCUCGACAUGCAUACCCGGCCCGUCGACGCUGCGCUGUGGCAGCAGCUGCUAGAGCUGCUGGAGGAGGAGCGGUGGCCUGAGGCGGCCGCCCUGGUGCAGGCGCGGGGUGCUGCAGAGCCCCGGCCACGGGAGCUGGGGCGGGUGUGGCGGAGCCGCUGCGGCCACUUCGUGGAGGUGGCCCGGGAGCUGACCAGCGGGGACACGCUGCAGGUGCAGCUCGGCGCCACCCUGCAGCGAGGGCUGCUGGCACCAGCUCUGCAGCUGUGGACGGUGGCGCCUGGCCUCAGCCUCUGCCUAGAGCACGCGGAGCGGCCAGGCGACUGCUUCUCGGGCCACGUGCCCCAGGCAGGGCGGGACCGGUGCCAUGACGUGGACGAGUACUCCCGCGUGUGGGAGCCGUUCUGCUCCCUGGAGUCGGCCACCAGCGCGGUUGCCGAGAACGACUCCAUCACGCUGCAGCACGUGGGCGUAUCCUGGGCCGAGGAGCGGACACCGCAGGGGCAGCUGCAGGGCACCUUCCGCCUGGAGGCCGCCUUCCUCCGGGAGCACUGCAUCGACAUCAGCCUCAGCCACUGCUACCUCUGCAUCCGGCUCGAGGGGCUGCCGGCCGUGCCCAACGCAGGGGGCCUGCAGCCCUCGGCCAGCCCUGGCCAGCCUCCCCCGGCCACCCCACCCUGUGGGCCCAGCAACCUCGGCCCCCUCCUGAGCAUCGACCCUGACACCUACACCUGGGUGGCCCACGGGCUGACAGAGGACUGGGACCCAAAGGAGGGCAAGGCAGACCGCCAGGAGGCCCCCAAGCAGGUGCACUUCUUCAUCCACCACACAGCCAUGGAGAAGGUUCCAGAAGAGGUGCUGAGGCCUGGCACCCGAUUCACCAUUGAGAUGCUGCCCAAGCAGCUUCCUGACCUCCGCAAGGAAGAAGCUGUGCGUGAGCUGAAGGACGCGUCCCCGCUGGCCAUCAGCAUCGCCCUAGGCCAGCCCAUCCCCCUGCCCCGCCCCCCUCCUUGCCAGCAGCCCCUCAGAAGAGGUAGGUGGGGGCCCUCCCGCUCCCCCCCCCGCCUUCAUCCUGCCCCAGCCCCGCCCUGCACUGGUGCUCAGGGAGGCCUGGCCCCUUCCUCAGGGACCCCCCACCGGUUCCUGGAGCGGCAGACCUUCGACAUCCCCGGAAGCCGCCACAAGCUGAACCCCAGCCAGAAUGGGGCCGUCAGGGAGGCUCUGAAGAAGCAGUUCACAGUCAUCCAGGGCCCACCAGGCACGGGGAAGACGGUGGUGGCUCUCCACAUUGUGUUCUGGCUUCACAAGGCAAAUGAGGAGCAGGCGCCAGCCUGUGGUGGGGAGAAGCGGCUGGGGGGCCCCUGCAUCCUGUACUGCGGCCCCUCCAACAAGUCGGUGGACGUCCUGGCAGGGAUGCUCCUGAGCAGGAAAGAAGAGCUGCAGCCCCUUCGCGUGUACGGCGAGCAGGCCGAGGCCACCGAGUUCCCAGUGCCGGGUGUGGGCAGCAGGGGUCCACCUAAGAAUACCCCUCGGGAGGGGAGGCCGAACCAGACUCUCAGGAGCAUCACCCUGCACCACCGGAUCCGGCAGCCUUCCAACCCCUAUGCCCCAGACCUCAAGGCGUUCGACGCCCGGCUGCAGAAAGGGGAACUGUUCUCCAAGGACGACCUCAGUUGGUACAGGAGGGUCCUGGGCAAGGCGAGGAGGUUCGAGCUGGACCGGCACAGGGUCAUCCUGUGCACGUGCUCCUGUGCAGCUUCGGUCGCCCUCAAGAGCCUGGACGUCCGGCAGAUCCUCGUGGACGAGGCGGGCAUGGCCACAGAGCCCGAGACCCUCAUCCCCCUGGUGAACUUCUUGACGGCUGAGAAGGUGGUUCUUCUUGGGGACCAUAAACAGCUGCGGCCUGUGGUCAAGAAUGAGCAGCUGCAGAACCUGGGUCUGGACCGGUCUCUCUUCGAGAGGUACCACAGAGAUGCCUACAUGCUGGAUACGCAGUACCGCAUGCACAAGGACAUCUGUACCUUCCCCUCCAUGGAGUUCUACAAGAGCAAGCUGAAGACCUGGCAGGGCCUGAGGAGGUCGCCCAGCAUCCUGGGCCAUGCCGGCAAGGAGAGCUGCUCUGUCAUCUUUGGCCACAUGCAGGGCCAUGAGCAGAGCCUGCUGGUGUCCACGGACGAAGGGAAUGAGAACUCCAAGGCCAACCAGGAGGAGGUGGCAGAGGUGGUUCGCAUCGCCAAACAGCUGACCUUGGGCAGGACAGUGGAACCCAAGGACAUCGCCAUCCUCACGCCCUACAAUGCACAGGCCACAGAGAUCAGCAAGAGCCUCGUGCAAGAGGGCAUCACGGGAGUGACCGUGUGCUCCAUCACCAAGAGCCAGGGGAGCGAGUGGCGCUAUGUGCUGGUGAGCACCGUCCGCACGUGCCCAGAGAGUGACCUGGACCAGCGGCCGACUAAGGGCUGGCUUAAGAAGUUCCUGGGCUUCGUGGUGGACCCCAACCAAGUGAAUGUAGCCAUCACCCGGGCCCAGGAGGGCCUCUGCAUCAUCGGAGACCACCUCCUUCUGCAGUGCUGCCCUCUCUGGCGUCGACUCCUGGACUUCUGUGAGGCCCAGCAGAGCCUUGUGCCCGCCGGCCAGGUGCGGGUCCGGAGGAGACCAGCCAUGUCCUUCUGAAGAUCCCUACCUGCCUGCUGCCCUCAAGCUGCCAGGAUUGUGAAGAAACGCCCCAGGCCCUCCUGGGCUGGCCAGCCUGGUGGGCCCCACUCAGCGGAAUCCCAUGUGCCUUAGUGGUCACUGCCAGCCACCAUCUGGCCACCUGCGCCUGGCUGCCUGGGCAGGGGUCUCGGCGGCCGGCCGUGGUGGUGCACAAUAACCAAGUUCCUGAGUCCUGGCUUCUCCCCAGGGGGGAGCAGGCCAGGCAGCACCCUGCCGUUGUACAUAACCUUGGAGGAGACCCCACGCUCCCUGCUGAGCUGAUUUUGCUGGGACACUUGGUGACAGGGAGCAUUUUAGGGGUGGGGGCAUCCUCUGGACCAGCACAACACCUUCCCUGGGAAGGUUUGGGGUCAGGAAGGAAAUCCCCUUGGGGCUACUCGUUGGUCUUUGCAUACCAUCCCCAACUGCAGUGGGUUUGGUCAGGAAUUCAGCUUUAUUUUCUAUUUUUAAAUAAACCAAAAACCAGUGUCUUUUUUACUGGAACAAGGUCCUCAGCCCAAACUCAGGGCAAAGAGGCCUCCCUGGGAGAGAGCCUUUUCUCUGUCACCACUGCCCCGUCUAACUGGGACCCACAGCCUGUGUCCUUCAGGGACCACUGCCCCGGCAGGGGAAGGGCAGACCCGAAGCAGAGGCCCACCAGCCUUGCCUGGACCUGCCCCUCCGGAACGUGCUGGGUGGUGCAGUACUCCUGCGGGCGUGUGGGUGGGGGCCCCUGGACGGCGUCUGUGCUUCCACCCUGAGCUCUGCAUCUGCCUUGUUCACUCAGGCCUGCUCCCAGGUCAGGGCCUUUGGAACACCCUGCCCAGGCGUGUCUUUCUUUGCAGGGUUGAGGACCUUCACCUGCCCCUCAGGGCGCAUUUGUGUCCUACCGUCUCUGGAAACCUGUCCCCUCGAUGUCUGUCCCCACCCCACCUACCCUGAGGCAGCUCUGACUCUGGAAAACAGAGCCCUUGACUCAGUGCCAUUCCACUGUCCUUGUGGCUUUGAGUUGCUGCAAAGAAGUCGUUAACGCCAGGAGGGGCUUGCCCCACCUGUGGCCCCCUCUGUGAGGGGUGAGGGGGUGUCUAUGUAUCUGUCUGAUUCUGAUGUUUUCUACAAAUCAAAUUUCUACAUUCCAAUUUUUGUAUCUUUUCUUGGACUAUGUUAUAUGAUCGAAUAUUAAUUUUAUUAUAAAGACCACUCUGAAUGCUUUUCUCA